AUGCUGAGAAAUACGAAGAUUUGGACAGGCCAGUGCCAUUGUGGAGCUGUGCGUUUCGAGACUACCCUCACCGAUGGGCUCAAUUCGGCCCUUCGUUGCAACUGUUCUUACUGCCUGAUGCGAGGUGCCGUUGUUGUCCUGGCGCCUACGGGGAUCAAGUUUCUAAAGGGCAAGGACGAGCUUGUAAGCUAUCGCUUCCACAGUAGAUCGGUGGAGCAUUUCUUUUGUUCUCAUUGUGGAAUAUACACUCAUCAUCAAAGACGAUCUGACCAGAGCAAGCUUGGAGUGAAUGUAGCUUGCUUAGACGGGAUAAGUCCAUUCGAUUUCGAAGAUUUACCGGUGGUAGAUGGUGCCAACCAUCCGAAGGAUACUGGCAAGCCAUCGAGAUUGGCAGGCCAUCUCCGUUUCAUACCAUCUCAAUAA
Molecule: messenger RNA, 423 nt
Organism: Priceomyces carsonii
Lineage: Eukaryota; Fungi; Ascomycota; Pichiomycetes; Serinales; Debaryomycetaceae
Product: GFA family protein
Exons: 1
Coding region: 1-423 (140 amino acids)
Molecular function (GO): carbon-sulfur lyase activity
Source: RefSeq, a predicted model, not a curated record